GCACAGAGAAAAAAGCAACGAGAGCCACACAGAAAACACCCUGGCAUGCGACGGCUGCAUCUGUCCUCAAUCGCCGCCUUCUCCUCCCCAAUUCUCCUUCUCCUCCCUGUUCGUCUUCUGUCUCAACCGGGGUUCGGGCUUCCCUCGGGAGUCUAGAGGAAGCGCUCCCCCCUCCCCACGCUUAAAGAGCGAAGAGAGACAGAGAGGGCUUCCCACCCCCCGCAGCCUAGCCCAGCCCCUCUCUACAUGCGGCCCUCUCCCCGGAGGUUGCAAUACCAACUGCUGGUUCGCUCCCUCCUCUGGCGACGACCAUGACCGACAACUCUUCCCCGACGGCGCACAGAGACCCCAGCGCUGCUGCUGCCGCCGCCGCCGCCGCCGCCGCCGCUGCUGCUCCGGGCGGCCUGUCGCUGGCCGCUCAUCCCGAGGCCCGCUUCGUGCAGCCGUCUUCAUAUCUCCGGCCGCGAGGAUUGUCGCAGCCCAUGAGUCCAGCACCGCCGCCCGACAGGGCGAUUGACCGUGAGGAGCGGGAGGGGUUGCGUGCUAUCCGCAACUUUCUCAAGGUCCGCACCAGCUACGACGUCCUCCCGCUUAGCUUCCGACUCAUUGUUUUUGAUACCUCGCUGUCGGUUAAGGAAAGCUUGAACAUCCUUAUCCAGAAUGGCAUCGUGUCCGCGCCGUUAUGGGACUCAAAGACAUCCACCUUCGCCGGCCUGCUGACUACCUCCGACUACAUCAAUGUCAUUCAGUACUACUUCCAAAACCCCGCCGCGCUGGACCAGAUCGACCAGUUCCGACUGGAUAGUCUCCGAGAAGUGGAAAAGGCCCUCGGGGUCGCGCCGCCGGAAACCAUCUCCAUCGAUCCGGAGCGGCCGCUGUACGAGGCUUGUCGGCGCAUGCUCGAGUCCCGUGCUCGCAGGAUUCCCUUGGUGUCGAUCGACAGUCAGACCGAUCGUCCGACCGUCGUCAGCGUCGUUACCCAGUACCGAAUCCUCAAGUUUGUCGCCGUCAACGUGCCUGACACGCAGAAGCUCCGCAAGCCCCUGCGAGAGAUCCGGGUUGGCACGUAUCACAAUGUCGCGACCGCCUCGAUGGAUACCCCGGUCAUCGAUGUCAUCCAUAGCCUUGUGGAACGCAGUAUAUCCAGCGUUCCUAUCCUCAACUCUGAAGGAGUGGUCUACAAUGUUUUCGAAGCCGUCGACGUCAUCACCUUGAUUAAAGGCGGAGUAUAUGAUGAACUAGGGCUCACAGUUGGGGAAGCCUUGAAGAAGCGUGCACCGGUCAGUUCCUACGCGACAUUAAGAGCUAAAUCGAGCUCUACAAAGACUAACAAAAGAUAGGAUUUUCCUGGAAUCUACACCUGUUCCUUGAAUGAUGGUCUGGAUACCAUCCUGGACACAAUCCGAAAAUCUCGCGUGCACCGUCUGGUCGUGGUAGACGAGCACUUCCG
Molecule: messenger RNA, 1450 nt
Organism: Penicilliopsis zonata CBS 506.65
Lineage: Eukaryota; Fungi; Ascomycota; Eurotiomycetes; Eurotiales; Aspergillaceae
Exons: 5
Coding region: 312-1340 (342 amino acids)
Source: RefSeq, a predicted model, not a curated record